GCGCCGGCCUGGGCCGCCGCAGCCGGCUCGCGGAGUCGCCCCGCCAUGGAGCCUUCGCACAAAGACGCCGAGACGGCGGCCGCGGCGGCGGCGGUCGCGGCGGCGGACCCGCGGGGGGCGUCCUCCUCCAGCGGGGUGGUGGUGCAGGUCCGCGAGAAGAAGGGCCCCCUGCGCGCCGCCAUCCCCUACAUGCCCUUCCCGGUGGCUGUCAUCUGCCUCUUCCUCAACACUUUCGUGCCGGGACUGGGGACAUUCGUCUCGGCCUUCACCGUGCUGUGUGGGGCCCGCACUGACCUCCCGGACCGGCACGUGUGCUGCGUCUUCUGGCUGAACAUCGCGGCCGCCCUCAUCCAGGUCCUCACGGCCAUCGUCAUGGUGGGCUGGAUCAUGAGCAUCUUCUGGGGCAUGGACAUGGUCAUCCUCGCCAUUUCCCAAGGCUACAAGGAACAGGGCAUCCCGCAGCAGCUGUGAGCCCUCAGGAGCCGCUGGAGAGGUCCGGGGGCCCUGGGAGGGCUGCACCAGGCAGCGUCAGGCACAAGGAUCUUUACGUGUUCUCUUCUGCCAUUUUCCAGAUUUGGGGUGGAAAGGGGGUAUUUUAAAAAAUAUUUAUUUUGAAAACACAUCUGCUUUUCUCAGCGGGUUCUGAGGGCCACCAGUCCCUCCUCCUGCUCUGGAAACACUAGCACCAGAGCGGCAGGCAGCGGGGGAGAUGGGAAAGUGGACAGAGAGGCUGGGAGCUCCAGCAGGCACAGCCCCUCGCAGGACCCCCUGCCCCCGCCCCUGCCCCUGCCCCCUGCAUGGCACACAGGAGCUGCUGGGCAGGGCCUCGGUGGGCCCUGCCUGGUGAGCAGGGGCUUGCCAAGGGGACAGGACUGUGGUGGACACUUCCUCUGGGUCCCCACACCCUGCCUCAAAAUCUAGUGCCCCGAGUGUUUUCUCUGCGGUCUCCUGGGGGCAGUGCUGGAGUCGGGGUGAGGAUGGCCAGACUCAGCCCGGUGUGGACAGCGCCACUGUCCCCACAGCUGGCCUGAGGCCUCAAGGAGAGGACAAGUCCCAUAGGCUGCCCUCCCUGAGUGCAGCCCCAGCCUCCUCGCCUCUGAAGUUCAAGGGCUGCGUGUGCUUUGCCCUUCGUUGCCCUGGGAGGGAGGGCGGCUCCGCCCCUGGGCGAGACGGCCAGAGCUGCCCGGUGCUCGCACACAAGGUCACCGGCCGGAGCAUGCACGGCAUGGGCACAGACCGGCAGCCUUUCACGCCAUACUUACACCGUUUCCGGCCCAUUCUCCUUUUUCUGAAGUUCUUGGGCCAGAUGGAUCUCUGAAUUCAGAAAUUUUAGAUUUGAGAGAGAUAAGAUGAUCCAUGUACCGAAUAUUUUCAUAACACCCUGGCAGAGUCUGGAACAUGCCACCCACGAUCCGGCACGUGAAUGUUUCUGCAGAAAAACAUGUGAUGAGUCAGAUUAAUUGGGAUCAAUAAGAACUGUAAAUAGCCUCACCUCAGUUCAAGUCCAGUACUCCCACUAAGUAAGUUUGGGGGACAAUCUUACCCUCUGAGGGCUUUUGGAGUUUCAGAACGGCAAAACAAUCGGAUGGGUUGUGGACCUUGAUCUGAAAAUCCCACUGAAACAGACGCAUUACAGGAUAAGACUGUCCCAUCACACAGAGUUCCUUCCGUUGCAAAGGGACCACCAGCCCCUGCCCCAAGGAGCCCCUCCGUAUGUGAUUGCUGCACAGGUAGAUCCCCAACGAGGCAGAGACCAGCAGAAGUUGUCCAGGUCACUGUGGAUCGAGUGUCCAUCUGAGAUUAGGAGAAAGGAGGUUGAGAUUAUGGUAAUAGGAUGGACAUUUACGUGUCUGUUUCCUUUUCUUUUUUUUCCUAACAUAGGAAGCGCUGACAGGUAGGACAGGCCCAAAGCUAAAGUUUUGACCCCACUGGACGUUGUGCCAUUCCCUCUUCGAGCGCGGUGUGUGCGUGUGCGUUAAUCUGUUGCGAAUCCCCCGGUGACUCCAUCAGGGCUGGACCGGGGCUGGAGCGGGGACCUGUCUGCCCGCCUUCUCUGUUGCUGGGCGGGAGGGUUGGGAGGCCGUGCCACCACAGAGGGGUCCCAGCCCCUCCCCGUCCACUGGGCUCUCUAAUCCCAGCCCUGUGGGGAAACCGGUCUCAAGCCCCCAGCAGGCUGGACAGCUCCCCGACCUCCAGGAGAAACAGGGUCCCUGCGGGACUCACCCGCCCUGGGCCCUGGCUGGACACGGGUGGGUCCUCCGCUCCGGCCUGUCCUGCCCGCUGCCCGCCCUCAGCUCUGCUGGGUGUCGUAUCCCUCCUCCCUAACCGCCCAGGCCUGGGCUGCACUUCCAGAACACCUGGCGGUGUCUGUAUCUCUCCUGUCUGCCGCUGUCCUGUUUGGACGCCUCUGCGUCGUCAAGGCGUGGGCUCAGAUUUGGGUUUUACCCAAAAGCCAGACCCUGUUGCCUGUGAAGACAGCAUACUCCGGGUUGGCGGCCCGUGGCUCUUAAGGAAGCUCAUCAGAUAGCCGCCCUGCAAUGUAUAAAACAGCUUCUGCGGAGGGAAAUGAGGGUCCCGCUGCCCCCACGCCCACGGCUCCCAGCCCACAGCUCUUCACCCCGCGCAGCCCGAGCUUGCCUGACGCCCUGCGCCAUGACAGGCCUGGGAGGGCUGCGCCCCCAGUGGGGGAGGAGACGCUUGUCCUCCUGGCUUGCGCUGGGGGCGGCUUCGGAGGGGUGGAGCAGAGAUAGCAAUAGUGUCCCAUGUUUGGUGACACAAUCCAGACACGAGUGGCAUUUUCUGGAGUGGCAGGUGUCACCAUGAGCCCUUGUGGGAUGGCUCCAUGCAGGGUUUGUGUGCUUGCAAGGCCAAGGCCACCUGCCCCCGGAGCCGCCCCUCACCUGGGGCCGCGCUCCGACCUGCGAGCCCAACAGCCUCGGGAGGAAGCGCCUUCCCGGGUGACUGAUGCAUAGGAAAAGCCACCGGGGGUCCCGGUCCCUCCCCCGCCAACAUCAGGUGUCCGAGGGUGGCCACACAGGUGGGACCAGUUGGAAUCACAUCCCUCUAAAUUAGUCUUAGCAGGAUCCUCUUCAUCAGCCGGGGACAGGGCUAGUUUAGUCCAAGUAGUCUGAGCUGGCCACUCAGAUCAUUAGACGGCCGCGGUUUAUUUCUCAGACACCAGCCAGCUGAAAAUUAAGGUUCUUGUGCCGGCAAGCACUCAGGUGACACACAGCCCUUUGGCGGCCAAGCUGGGCUUGGCCUCGACAGCUCGCCCUGAGGCAAUGGUGCGGAAGUUGCAGGGCACGUCCCAGGGUUGCGCCUUUUGCCGGCCAGAACUCAGGAGGGUGUCCCUGGCUGUGGGUGUGUGAGGCAGGAGUCACAGGUGUGCAGGGAACGUCAUAGUGACGGGAUGCUCCCAGUGCCUAAUCGUGACACUGUGAUCAGAGUGGCCAGAGCGGGACUCUGGAGCAAGUGCGAGUCCCUGGGGGCCGGGUGUGUCCCGUCGGCGAUGGAGACUGUGGAUCUGGGUGCUGAGUUCUGAGUCAGUUUUAGAGCUGAGGAUUUGGGGCCAGGACAGCCUGAAUCUCCGAGUGAGCACAGGGGGCAGAUGGCUCCUGGCUUGGUGCCUGCACCCCUCCCGCCUGCCUCUGCGGGACCCUCCCCAGCCCUGCACGCUGGUGGCUGCAGCUGAGGGUGGGUAAGGAGGGGGCAUGCAGUGUGGCUCCCUUCCUCUGCUGUCCCAGCCCCAGUGCCAGCCCAGGGACAAGAACAGCCUCCCCAUGUCAGCCCUUAGCAGGCACCACGGCCCUCACCGUGUGCCAGAGAGCGCCAUGCCUCUGGGAGGGAGGGUCUGCGCUGAGCUGCAGACGUCAGGACUCCAGCUCCGAGAGAGUAACCGUGUGCCCCGAACACUCAGCUCGAGAGUGGCAGGACGAGGGCGUGGCCCCCUACACAGCCUGUGCCUCCUUACGGCCCCCCAGAAGAAGGAGUGGAAUGGCAGGGGGCCAGAAGAGGGGGUCUGGGAGGGCCUGCACCCACUCAGAAGCAAUAGGGUGAAACGAGAAACCUGAGCAAUGGCUGGACGCCCCACCCUGCCCCCAAGGCUCCCUGCCCCCACCGCCCUGGCAGCCCUCGAACCCACGCUCCUUUGUGAGCCCGGAAGGGUGUCACUUAUGGAGGGUGUAAGAGUGACAGCCGGCAGGAGGCGCUGCCGGGUCCCAGCACACAGGGCCAGCUUGCCCGCCCCCAGUCCGGGCUCCAGCUGCACGCGGUGCCCAGGGAUGAGGGGCAGCGGGGAGGACAUGUGCGAAAAGGCCAUGUAGAAAGAAAGAUGCCGUAGGGUUAACUUUCCCCCGAGAGUAAAAGGGCCCAGAUCUCAAAAAGAAAACCAUACGCGGACCCCAAACAUUGAGCCAAAGGCCAGAGCAGGGUGGGGCUGAAGGCCCAGGACCAGGACAAACGUCUUCCAAAGGCCUGAGGUUCUCAAGGGGGAGAGUGAAGCUGAGAUGACAGUGGCCCUUGUGCACCAGCUUGGCUCUUUACAACACAAAAAUCCCCCGAACAAAACCUAGACGUUUGCUUUAGCUAACCCUCCCGCCCAGACAGGCGCACUUUCAGGAGUUUCCUUCCAUGAUGCCUGCACCCAGCUCUUCUGGGCCCCCGGGCCCCCGAGGGCCCACCCAGGCUCCCAGGCCCCCCUCGGGCUUUAAUCACGCUGCCGUGUCUGGCAGUGCCAGUGACGUGGGCACAGAAAGCGUGGAGCACCGUGUAACUGCUCGGCAACGUGUCGUGUGUGUGUUAGUUGUCGAGUUAAUGAUUAAAGACACUGUGCACUGUCACUAUUCCUCCCGCAUGCUGGGCUCGUUUGGAGCACUUUAUGGGAGGUACUGGAGGAGGGAGAGCCCUUUGAAAGUGCCCCCGCCCCCGCUGCAACAGUGCUCCCCACACCGCGACCUUGUCUGCGGUUGGAGGCCUCCGCUCGGGCAGCAGCUGGAAGUCCCUGCUGCCCGUCUGCCGACCACAGUAGGAAGCUGGCCUGAGGCUGCAGAGACAGUCGCUCUCUGUGGGGCUUAACGAGAAGCUUGGCAGUGCCCCGCAGGGACAGCGCCCGCUUUGCCCGUCACUCAGCCAGCCCCGCGAGUGAGCGCGGCCGCAAGCGCGGUCCCGUGCUUGGGUGGAGAGGCCGGGCCCUCCCUCCCCGCCCCUCAGGCGAGACCGCAGGUGGGCUGCGCUUCCCCCUGAGGCGUCCUGUGCGCCUGUUGUAAGGGGCGAGGGGCCGGCUUGCCCGAGCGACAGUGCUGCUUCUGGGCCAGCGGGCUUGGGAUGAGCGUGAGAAGGCCGCCUGGCCAGGUCGUGAGAGGCCGGCCCCGCCUCCCUCCGCCAUCUUCCCUUGAGGUUCUUAGAGCUCUGGGUGCUCACGGGAGCACAGAGACACGGAAGUGCUUGUGCUCAGGUGGACCCACCCUAAAUCCCUGGCCACCCAGAGCUAGGAUGAUCCCAACCAGAGUGACCGCCCAGGUCCCCCAGAGGCCAAGGAGUGAGUUCCGGCCUCAGCGACGUUAUGACUGUCCGCAUCUCCUUGUGCCUUGUGUCCGACUGCCUUGUGCCUCAGUUUGACCAUCUAUAGGUUGGGAACAAAGAGGGGCCUGGGCAGCCAUCAUUGUCCCGAUUUUGUCGGAGCCAAGGGCUCAGAGGCCAGCCCCACCUGAGCAGGGGAGGCAAGCUGUCCUGUCCCGCCCAGGCCUCACGUCCUGAGCCCCAUCCCACUCCCGGCCGCCACCGCAGAGGGCAGGAGGCAGACGGCAGGGGCCGGCUUGUGUGUCCUGCGUUUCCGGGACAAGUCGUCUUGCUUGGAUUUAGCUGGGCAACCUUGGUCCCAGCCCCUCUCCCUCCCUGCCUGGACUUGUGGAAAUGCCCACCACCCAGGCUGGUCUUUUCUCCCCCGCUGGGCAGAAGUACACGCACACGCACACUCACGGCCCCUCCACGGCUGCGGGAAGCGGGACAGGGCAUGUCCGAGACUCGGCAUGGGGACUUGCAGACAGAGGAGCCCGCACCCUCCUCCAGGGUGGGCACUGGCUGGCAGCACUUCUGCCCUCGUUCCACCCCCACCCACCCAGCCCAGACGCACGCGCGGUCCCUUCUCUCCACAGCCCCUAGACUCUGAGCUCUUCCUCCCAGCCCCCGUGGGCUCAGCACCCAGCCACACCAAAGGUGGCCGUGGCCGCCCGCCAGGCCCCAGCUGGGCCUCCCGUGGGGGCGAUGGGCCUGCCCCAGGGAGAGGGGACAGUGCUCUCUUUCCGGGGCUCUCCCAGGCUGCAGCCAGUCCUCUCUUCUGAAGCCACUUUCUGUUCCUGCACCCCAAAACACACCCUGGCACAGGAGCGGGUGAGGAGGGGAGGGGAGGGAGGCCCCGCUCACCCGUGUUCGGGGCUAGCCCUGGACGGGCUGUUCACGCAGGGCGACAGGCGGAGGAGGCUGUGACAGGCUCCUGUGGCGACCUCCCCCAGGGGGACACGCGGCUGGCCCUCUCCACAGGCUGUGCGUGUGCCUGCCGUUCUGAACACACACGCAGAGGCAAGACAACAGCCCCCGUGCACCUGCAGACUUCCCACACACACGCGUGUCACGCCGUGAUCUGCAGUGUCUCGGUCCCUCGACUGGCGCCGUCUGGGUCUCUCCUGCCUGUCAGACCAGCUGCCAUGCAUUUUCGCCGACCGCGGACGGCGCUCUCCCCCGACCUCCCGGCUUCCGGUCACGCCGCGUCACGCGGGGUGGCUUCCAGCCCAUUCCGUGACCGGAGCCCUCUUGGAAGAAAGCUGAUGGCGGGGACCUGGGGAAGCUUCCAGACUCGCCCCGGCCUGCCUGCGGCUCCGCGUUCCGGGCACCCCAGGACCUUGGCCUCGGGCAGGGUUCCGUUUCUCCGGCCUUCCGCCGGCUUUAAAUCCUUAACUCAAGCAGUGUCGCUGUCCGUGCGGUGAAAAACACCACGUAUGACGACAAAACCUGUGUACAUAGCUCUGUGUACAUAGUUAUACAUACACACGCAUUCUACUAUAAAUAUAUAAAGCAUGGCAUCUCUUUGGCAUUCCACGUUUGUGUUUUUUUAAAUCCUUGAAAAUAUGGCUUUGGAAACCUUUUUCUCCUUUUCCUUCUUUUGUAUGUAAUAAACAUUCAUGUGACCUUUCCGGUGGCUUCUCA
Messenger RNA from Microcebus murinus (gray mouse lemur), 7200 nucleotides. Lineage: Eukaryota; Metazoa; Chordata; Mammalia; Primates; Cheirogaleidae. The record is from RefSeq and is a predicted model, not a curated record.